Messenger RNA from Electrophorus electricus (electric eel), 1007 nucleotides. It is a transcript of the gene serp2, whose product is annotated as stress-associated endoplasmic reticulum protein family member 2. NCBI's taxonomy places the organism in Eukaryota, Metazoa, Chordata, Actinopteri, Gymnotiformes, Gymnotidae. Gene Ontology annotation, cellular component: endoplasmic reticulum. The record is from RefSeq and is a predicted model, not a curated record. Gene Ontology annotation, biological process: endoplasmic reticulum unfolded protein response.
CGCCCUUUAGCGACAUGUAUUCUGAAAAGAGGAGCAGAAUUUGCACAGGACACACAUCGCUGCGUCUGCAUGAGGGUCCCUGUGCCACGUCCACCGCUCGCUCUCUCGCUCGCUCGCUCGCUCUCUCGCUCGCUCGCUCGCUCUCUCGCUCUCUCUCUCUCUCUCUCGCUCUCGAAACGUCCCAUUAAAGUUAAAGAUGUGUCAAAACACGUUAUCGAUUAUAUGUUUGGAGAGAAUAUUCCUAAAUAUAGCCAGCUUUGAAAGCCUUGAAUAUUCCAGGGUGGAUCUAGGGGCAGUGAUCAGUAGGCUACAGCCCCGACAAGAAGGGGAGCUCCUGGCAGCCUCUCCAUCCCCUGCAGACGUUACUUCAUGGCGGUGCACUCGCGUCCGUGUGUGUCCAGGCUGUCGGGGAGCAAGUGUAGGGAAUAGAGGUGAAGCUCAAGCGCAGACGAGGCGAAGCCAGUCCGAUCUGACAGCGGUGGGUGUUUGCUUCUGCGGAAGAUGGUCGCUAAACAAAGGAUUCGCAUGGCCAACGAGAAGCACAGCAAAAACAUCACACAGAGGGGCAACGUUGCGAAGACCCUGCGACCACAAGAGGAGAAAUAUCCAGUGGGGCCGUGGCUUUUGGCACUGUUUGUAUUUGUUGUUUGUGGAUCAGCCAUCUUUCAGAUCAUACAGAGCAUCCGAAUGGGCAUAUGAGCCCCAGCAGCUCGUACCUCCUCUGCCAGAAGGAAGAACCUGAGAUAAAACCAGAGGCUUGGCAUUCUGAAUGUCACCUGUAUGCUAAAGAACUGAGUCCUGCGUACUGUACAUGACACUGUUGAUCACUUGUUUACAAUGUACCUGGAUGGCAGGAACAAGUGCUUUUCUACUAAACCAUUGUUGCUGGCAUUUCCAACUCACGUCUUAUCAUGAAUUAUAUUUGUGAUCAUUAACUAUGUGCGACACUCUGUUUGUAUACUUGUCUGUGCUGCAGGAACUUUUUCAAAUAAAUAUUCCACAUUUGA